Molecule: messenger RNA, 3197 nt
Organism: Micropterus salmoides (largemouth bass)
Lineage: Eukaryota; Metazoa; Chordata; Actinopteri; Centrarchiformes; Centrarchidae
Gene: tpra1
Product: transmembrane protein, adipocyte asscociated 1
Exons: 11
Coding region: 169-1341 (390 amino acids)
Biological process (GO): G protein-coupled receptor signaling pathway
Cellular component (GO): plasma membrane
Molecular function (GO): G protein-coupled receptor activity
Source: RefSeq, a predicted model, not a curated record
AGCUGACCACACUGGGAACAUUUGUUAACGAAACUAUCUGGUACAGCCAUGUCCCGUGGUAUCAGGGAUCAAUAUAUUUAUCGAUUACAGCGUGGAAAGCAUGUGCUGAGGUCAUAUUACUUCUAAAACAUUUCACAGCGGUUGAACCCUUGAAUCGGGUGCGACACCAUGCUAGCCACAGUGACUGCUGUGGUUAGGUUUGCUCAAUACUAUGGCAGCAUUUCACCUACACCACUGGAGAACACAUCAGCAUUCUCAACGUGGCAACCUGAUACCGAAGCAAACAUCAGCAAGCCUCACAAAUGUCUACAAGUUCUGUACGAAGACAUCGGAGACUCCAGGGUGCGGUUCUGGGACAUCUUACUACUAGUGCCUAAUGUGGCAUUCUUUGUAUUCCUGAUGUGGAAGCUGCCCUCAGCCAGGGCAAAGAUCCGACUCACCUCCAGCCCCAUCUUCGUCACCUUUUACUUGCUGGUGUUUGUUGUAGCAGCGGUUGGAAUCACCCGGGCCGUUGUGUCCAUGACUGUCAGUGCGUCCAGUGCUGCCACCAUUAUAGACAAAGUGCUGUGGGAAAUCACCCGUUUCUUCUUGCUGGCCAUUGAGCUCAGCGUUAUCAUUUUGGGACUGGCUUUCGGUCACCUGGAGAGCAAGUCCAGUAUUAAGCGUGUGCUGGCUAUUACUGCUGUGCUGGCUCUAGGCUACUCAAUCACACAGGGCACACUAGAGAUCCUGUAUCCAGACAGUCACCUGUCCGCUGAGGACUUCAACAUCUACGGUCACGGAGGACGGCACUUCUGGCUGGCCAGCUCCUGCUUCUUCUUCCUGGUGUACUCUUUGAUUGUGAUCUUACCUAAAACUCCAGUGAGGGAGAGGAUAUCUCUUCCAUCUAAGAGGAGUUUCUAUGUGUAUGCUGCCAUCCUGUCUCUACUGAACCUCGUCCAGGGCCUGGGCAGUGCUCUGCUAUGUGCUGAAAUCAUAGAAGGACUCUGCUGCGUGGAUGUCACCACCUUCCUGUACUUCUCCGCCUUUGCGCCACUCAUUUAUGUCACAUUCCUCAAGGGCUUUUUUGGUUCAGAGCCCAAGAUCCUGUUCUCCUACAAGUCACAGGUGGAUGAGCCGGAUGAAAGUGACGUCCACCUUCCCCCAACCGUCGCUACAACCCUUGGCCGUAAGGAGAUGACUGACCAGGGCCUUUUUUACUCCUCCACCCAGAUCGAUGGCUCUGGGCCCGGUAGCUCUCGUAUGGUUGGAGCAUACCUGGAUGAUGUUGCUUCCGGACCCUAUGGGUCCAGCAGCGUUAACAGCAUUGAAGCGGACCGCUGGAGACCCAUAAAUGUAUGAUUCAUUGAAGAGGGGUAAUGGAAGAAGAGAGAUUGUUAUAUAGAUGGACUUAAAUGUUAUACGUGUGUAGUGUGUUAGGCAGGGUGGCGAUCAGAGGAGUUGGCCAAGACGCCAAGAAAGUGUCACCUUGUCUUGCUUUGAGGCCAGGAUAAGUUAACAAGUGGACACUUAAGGAGAGGCCUUUGCUAGCCAAUUAGCUGGAGAACUGUGAAUUUAGCAACUGCUUUUGUAACGCUGUUACCGGAGUGCACUGCUGCUGUAGCUCCACACUGGGAGUGCUGUCCCUGAUUGUGGCCCUGACAGACUUGGUUCUGUUCCACAGGCUCUUAAAUGUGGGAGCUUUCUGAUUUUUUUUUAAUUUUUUUUUUAUCAUUUCUGCAUUCAUGCAUCAACUUCUCAGUUACAACCCUGUUUUAAAUAGCCAUGUCUUCUAACAUUCUUUUGACAACAAGUCAAUGUCUUACGUACAUUCCCACUAAAAGCUUUGAGCAACAGCAGCUCAACUGACCUUGUUAUCUGCUGCCUUGUAUUAGAUUUGUGACACAACCAGCUAAUCAUUUUUUUUUACUGAAUCACCGUGCCUCUACACAGAACAAGGAUUAGUGCUGAUUCAUUUUGAUAGGUGUACUCUCAAAUAAGUGCUGUCCCUCCGGUGAACAAGUGAUGGCAUAGUGUUAUGCUAUAUGAUAAGGAAAUCGGUAACUCCUAAAUACAGGCACGGCAUUCAUGUUAAAGAUCAUAAACUAUCUGUAAGGCUCUCUGCUAGGAAUGGCUUAGACACAGGAGUACAUCUUAAAUUAUGUCUCAGCCACAAGCUCUCCAUCUGUCUUUUCUCUCCUCUGUUAUUUAUUUUGUGCUUUUGCUUUAAUUUCUUAAACCACAUUAAUCAUUCCUUCCACUGAAAGCACAUUUAUUAGCUUUACAGUCAUUAAAGAUGUGUUGUAACGUGUGAUUUGAGCAACAAAUGUGCAGAAACCUUUUUUGUGUGUAUUCCAAAUUAGACAUGCCCUCAUUUCAUAUCAGCGUAUCAAGUUCAGCUUUGCUUGCUGUGAAAGGGUUACUGUUGCAAAGUUUAGUUUUUAUUUCGCUGCCAAUUUCUUAUUUUCCCCUGUGUUUGGAGUUUCCACUAAUGUUAUUACAAGUGGUGAAAUUAGACCAUAAACAAUAUUGCUCAAUUUUACAAUAUCAACUGAUGGUAUUGGUACAGCUUCAGUAUAUAGAUAUUAACUUUAAAUUCCCUUGUUGUGUCAAGGGCAACUACUGGACUGUUGCAGAGCAAAUUUUCCAUUCUGAUCAACUUAAGCUUCUAGUUGUUUGCUUUUUGGUUCAACUCCUGAAAUAAGUUCUUGUCAUACCUCCUGGUGUCACUACAAUAUUAUACUUUACUUAACGUAUGUCUACCAAAGACAUAUGAUGUGUUUCUUCCUGAAAAUGCUAUGUGUUUGGAAUGAAUGGAUUACUGCAUUUAAGCUAGCAGUAUUCAUAGAUAAUGGAGACCUGUAUGCAGAAAAUAGUAGUAAUUUUUUAAUCAUUCAAAAGCAAGAACACAGUAAAGAAGUUGUGUAUUUCCAAGAAAUUACAGUAUUUGCCUGACCCUUGAAAUAUUCCAUGUUCAGGUUUGAGUGCUGGUGAGAACUGUUGUAGUUACCUGGAGGUAUAGUGAAUAGUGGGACAUCAGUUUGUGUUAUGGAAUGUCCACUCUCUUGCUGCACAAGAUGUCUGAUGUUGAAAUAAUUUUGCAAAUCAUCUGUAAAUUGCCUUUUUAUUUAAGUGCAUUGACUGUAUAAUAUUCAGACCAUAUUAAUGCAAUGUAUCGAGCGUUCCAUGACCUACAGAAUAAACCGUGGACUCUUUUA